CUCUAUGACAGUAUACCAUUACAGGAUUCAUCGGUGGAUCCGGCAAAAGGGGGAAGUACAAAUUUUGCUCCAUUCGACGAAGAUGUAUUUGAUUUCAUAAGCCACAAGAAUUCAAUCAUAUUCAAAGAAAAACCUAAUGAUCAGACGCCAGAAUAUUCAUAUCUUUCAUCAGAGGCAAGAAAGGAUCAAUAUCUCGAUCAGAACCGAGCAUGGGUGAGAGUCCAGGCUCAGCGAAUCCAGACGGAGGAGAACCAAGGCCUCGAGCUCGUGAGCUUGCUCACAUCGUGCGCUGAAUCAAUUACAUCCAACAAUUAUGCAGCUGUGAACUACAUACUCUCCAGACUAGGAGAACUCGCAUCCCCAAGAGGAACUCCAAUCCAACGACUCUCAGCUUAUCUCACCGAAGCACUAGCUCUAAGGUCGGCCAGAGUCUGGCCAGAUCUCUUCUCUAUCUCUCCACCGAGAGAGAUUGUUGACCAAAUCAAUGAUUAUAACGACGGCAUCGCACUCAGGCUCCUCGAUCAAGUGUGCCCCAUUCCAAAGUUCCUCCAUUUCACUCUAAAUGAGAGACUAGCGAGAGCAUUUGAAGGACAAGAUAAAAUACACAUCAUUGACUUCAGCAUUUCGGAAGGCCUUCAGUGGCCAAGCUUUUUUCAGACCCUAGCUUCGAGGCCUCAUCCACCAACACAUUUGCGCAUCACAGGGAUCGGCAAUUCUAGACAGGAUCUUGAAGAUACAGGAGCGAGGCUAAAAGCCCUUGCCGAGUCCUUAAACAUCCAAUUCGAAUUCCAUCCGGUUAUCGAUAAACUGGAGGAUGUUCGAUAUUGGAUGCUACACGUAAAAGAGAGUUAUUCUAUUGCAGUGAGUUGCGUACUUCAGCUUCACAAGGUUUUGUAUGAUGAGAACCGAAGGGCUCUAGCAAACUUAUUAGGCCUCAUUCGAAGCACAAGACCGUCGAUGCUUUUGGUAGCAGAAGAAGAAGAAGAUCACAAUAGCCCAAGAUGGGAAACAAGAUUGGCGAACUCUAUGAAGUACUAUUCUGCAAUAUUUGAUGCGUUGAACUCAUGUUUUCGAGGAGAGGAUAGUUUGGCACGGAUGAAGAUAGAAGAGAUGUUUGGUAGCAAAGUAAGGAACAUCAUCGCUUGUGAAUCCGUGGAGAGGAUAGAGAGACAUGAGAAGUUCGAUGUGUGGAAAGGCAUGAUGGAGGGUUGUGGAUUUAGGUGUAUCGGGUUUGAAGAAAGAGAGGCAAUCCGAGCCGAAAUGAUCCUGAAAAUGUAUUCAAAUAAUGGUGAUCAGGGUUUUGGCAUGGAGAAGAGAGGAGAAGAGUUUUGUGACGCUCUUACACUUAACUGGAAUAACCAGGCUCUUUACACUGUUUCGGCAUGGGAGCCUGUAUCUGAUCUACAUGGUUUGUAGUUAAAAGUGGAAAGAUUUUGUUCAUUCCUUUGAUUCUUUGUUUUGGGGAACUGAUCGAGGACUGAUUUAGGAACAAAUGUGUAUUUAACACCCUAUUUCAGUUCUUUAAAGGAUUGGAUAUGUAAUCUUUUGGUAUACUUUUAUUCUUGAUCUUGUUUAAGGGAUAAAUUUGA
This is a messenger RNA of Asparagus officinalis (garden asparagus), 1589 nucleotides long. RefSeq names its product scarecrow-like protein 28. NCBI's taxonomy places the organism in Eukaryota, Viridiplantae, Streptophyta, Magnoliopsida, Asparagales, Asparagaceae. Gene Ontology annotation, cellular component: nucleus. The annotation marks the transcript as partial. The record is from RefSeq and is a predicted model, not a curated record. The transcript has a single exon. Gene Ontology annotation, biological process: regulation of DNA-templated transcription. Gene Ontology annotation, molecular function: DNA-binding transcription factor activity; sequence-specific DNA binding.